Messenger RNA from Raphanus sativus (radish), 2297 nucleotides. RefSeq names its product calcium-dependent protein kinase 13. The transcript has 7 exons. The coding region runs from base 414 to 2003 and encodes 529 amino acids. Lineage: Eukaryota; Viridiplantae; Streptophyta; Magnoliopsida; Brassicales; Brassicaceae. The record is from RefSeq and is a predicted model, not a curated record. Gene Ontology annotation, molecular function: ATP binding; calcium/calmodulin-dependent protein kinase activity; calmodulin binding. Gene Ontology annotation, biological process: intracellular signal transduction; protein autophosphorylation; peptidyl-serine phosphorylation. Gene Ontology annotation, cellular component: cytoplasm; nucleus.
GAGACCAGAUUAUGAUUUGAGUUUUACAAAAAGAUAUAGAAAACAUCAAAAGGUGAGAGACCCCUCUCUCUCUACCUACUCAUCUUCACCGUACCCUUCUUCGAUCUAUAUGCUUCUUCUUCUCUCCAGCUAUAGCUCCAUAGAUUCCACUGUGACGAUCCCCCUACAAAAGCUAUAAUGCGGAACCCUAGAUUAGCAAGUUAUUAGAGCUUCCCAGAGAUCUCUCUACUCUUUGCUGUCUUUUGUAUAGCCCAAACGAAAAGCUCGAGACUUUAAGCUAACCCAGAAGAAAGCUCGACGCUUUAAGCUAACCCAGACGAAAGCUCGAGUCUUUGAGCUAAACCCAGAAGAAAGCUCGAGGCUUUAAGCUAGCCCAGAAGAAAAGCUUGAAACUUUGAGCUUCCACACAACUCAUGGGGAACUGUUGCAGAUCUCCCGCCGCCGUGGCAAGAGAAGACGUCAAAUCCAACUACUCCGGCAACGACCACCGCCGCAAAGACGCCUCCUCCGGCGGGAAAAAACCGGCGCCGAUCCGAGUCCUCAGCGACGUCCCCAAGGAGAACAUCGAGGACCGUUACCUGCUCGACCGGGAGCUAGGGCGAGGCGAGUUCGGCGUCACGUACCUCUGCAUCGUGAGAUCCACGCGCGACCUCCUCGCCUGCAAGUCCAUCUCGAAGAGGAAGCUGAGGACCGAGGUGGACGUGGAGGACGUGAAGAGGGAGGUGGCGAUCAUGCGGCAUUUGCCCGAGAGCUCGAGCAUUGUUACUCUGAAGGAGGCUUGCGAGGACGACAACGCUGUGCAUUUGGUGAUGGAGCUGUGCGAGGGCGGUGAGCUUUUCGAUAGGAUUGUGGCGAGAGGGCAUUACACGGAGCGAGCGGCGGCGGGAGUCACGAAGACGAUCGUGGAGGUUGUGCAGCUUUGCCAUAAGCACGGUGUGAUUCAUAGGGAUUUGAAGCCGGAGAAUUUCUUGUUUGCUAACAAGAAGGAGAACUCGCCGUUGAAAGCUAUUGACUUUGGAUUGUCUAUCUUCUUCAAGCCAGGUGAGAAGUUCUCGGAGAUAGUUGGGAGUCCAUAUUACAUGGCACCUGAGGUGCUAAAGCGGAGCUAUGGACCAGAAAUUGAUAUUUGGAGUGCUGGAGUCAUUCUUUAUAUUCUUCUCUGUGGAGUUCCUCCAUUCUGGGCUGAGUCAGAACAGGGAGUUGCUCAGGCUAUUUUACGCGGGAUAAUUGAUUUUAAGAGGGAACCGUGGCCAAACAUUUCAGAGACUGCUAAGAGUCUUGUCAGACAAAUGUUAGAGCCUGAUCCAAAGCGUCGGCUCACUGCAAAGCAAGUGCUUGAGCACCCAUGGAUUCAAAACGCCAAGAAAGCUCCAAAUGUCCCUCUUGGAGAUGUUGUCAAGUCCAGACUAAAGCAAUUCUCAGUGAUGAACAGAUUCAAGAGAAAAGCUUUGAGGGUUAUUGCUGAAUUUUUAUCUUCUCAAGAAGUAGAACACAUCAAGGAGAUGUUCAACAAGAUGGAUACUGACAAAGAUGGCAUUGUCACCAUCGAGGAGUUGAAAGCUGGGCUUCGCGAUUUCGGUACACAGCUAGCUGAAUCAGAAGUUCAGAUGCUUAUUGAAGCGGUGGAUACUAAAGGGAAAGGAACACUAGACUAUGGUGAAUUUGUUGCAGUGUCUCUCCACCUGCAGAAGGUAGCAAACGAUGAGCAUCUCCGCAAAGCGUUCUCCUACUUUGACAAGGAUGGAAAUGGGUACAUUCUGCCCCAAGAGCUUUGUGAAGCCUUGAAGGAAGAUGGAGGGGAUGACUGUGUGGAUGUCGCCAAUGAUAUAUUCCAAGAAGUUGACACUGACAAGGAUGGGAGAAUAAGCUACGAAGAGUUUGCAGCAAUGAUGAAAACAGGAACUGAUUGGAGAAAGGCUUCUCGUCAUUACUCGAGAGGGAGGUUCAAUAGCUUAAGCAUCAAGCUAAUGAAGGACGGAUCUCUGAACCUAGGCAAUGAAUAAUAGCAAACAAAGUGAGUAAGCUUGCACUAGAUUUUGUUAGAGUAUCUCACGCACGUCCCUCCUCCACCGUCAAGUAUCAAGCCAAGUGAAGACAAACAGCUUGGGGAUUCGGAAUCAAUCUUCUUUUUUUUUUGUAAAUCGUUCGGUUUUUAACUUUCUAUUUUUGGUGAUUUGUGCUGUCCGUGUCCUUUUAUUGGUUUUGUGGGAUGAGUUGUGUUUGUUGUGGUAGAAAGGCCAAAGACAUGAGAAUCAAUGUUUAAUGUGUAGAAGAAAAAAGCAACGAUCUUUCUGUAA